AAUGCAACUUCCUGUUAAGAAAGGGCCUUAACGCAAAGCUGAAGAGGAGAGUGUCUCUGACACUGCUCUGCUAUCUCUAGACCCAAAAAACAGCUUUAGGAUUUUCUUUUUGAAGGUGAAAAUUCACCAGCAACAGAACCGACUGAUUAGACGCAUGAGAACACGACAUAUGGUGUCUUAGAAGCGGCUUUUGAACUCUUGGAUAUGGCGAGAUUUUUAGCGCUAGGACCCUUGGUUUUGGUCCUAUGCUUGGUCUUUUUCACCAGACCCUCACCCUCACACACCGAAGAAACAGAACCAGAAAAAGCAGACAAAUCACAGUCAAAUAUCUCCACUCCUCCCACUUCACCAAACUCACCUGCAGACACCCCCAGCAAAGCCACUCAGUCAAAUCUCACCACUCCUCCCACUUCAUCAAACUCACCUGCAGACACCCCCAGCAAAGCCACUCAGUCAAAUCUCACCACUUCAUCCACUUCAUCAAACUCACCUGCAGUCACCCCCAGCAAAGAAUCAGAGCCCUCACCCUCACACACUCCUGAACAAACCUCAAAAUCAAGUGAAAAAGGUGUAAAAACAGGUGAUGCAGACACUCAGUCAAAUCUCUCCAAUUCCUCCACUCCAACAAACACACCUUCAGUCACCCCCAGCAAAGGAAGCACUUCUGAUCAGGAACAGAAAAGCACACCAAUCUCACCCGCACACAUCACUGUACAACAACACACAAGCACCACAGGGAGCACUUCUGAUCAGACAACUCAGACAAAGACAUCAAUCUCACCCGCACUCACCACUAUGCAACAACACACAGCCACUACAGGGAGCAGUUCUCAGAUGAAGACAUCAAUCUCACCCGCACGCACCACUAUGCAACAACACACAGGCACCACAGAUGCAGGAAAUAAUGACACUCAGUCAAAUCUCACCACUUCAUCCACUUCAUCAAACACAUCUGCAGACACCCCCAGCAAAGCCACUCAGUCAAAUCUCACCACUCCUUCCACUUCAUCAAACUCACCUGCAGACACCCCCAGCAAAGGCCCCUCACCCGCAGACACUCCUACACAAACCCCUCUAUCACCAGGUCCAGCAACUCAAAAAGACAUCAUCUCACCUCCAAACACCACCAUCACACUCCUGACCUCCACGCAACCCUCCUCAACCUUACACACACACACCAACACCCCGGGUACCAAAGAGAGGCAAUGUCAGUACAGUCUUAUGGAGAUCGAGAACAAAACCACAGCUUAUGUGGUGAAUAUCAAUGGCUCUGACUACCAAACUUACACGAUCAGGAUAAAGGAUAAGCUCAGAGAGAUCCGUGCUGAGAAAAUAUCUAACCAAACUGCCUUUAAAAUACCAUUUGAAUGGUUAAAACCAUGCACUGAGUACAUCGUCACUGUAGAUGAAUGUCAACCCAGUGAAAGAAACAGCUUUACUUCCAAAGAAGGAAAUAUUUCAAGAGCUGUCGUGUCAAGCGUGACAGAUACUGAAGUGUGUCUGAAAGGAGAAUUCAAUGAUAUUCAAUGGAAUCUGACUGAAUGUGUUGAAAGAACGGAGAAAAACUCUUGUUCUUCUACACACACUGUUCAACUGGACACAUGUGAAUACACAAUGAAUGUUGAUCUGCCUCCAGUCAAGCCUCAGAUAAACUUCAAAGAAACUAUUCCCUCUCAGUUUGAAUGGACUAAUAAACCUGCACUAUGUAGUGAUCCAUUUAUCAUCAAGUGCACCAACCACAAGAACAAAGACAUCAGAAGUUAUGGUUUAAAUGAUUCAGUGUCAUUAUUACCAAACACACAGUACACCUGCACUGGAGAAUAUUCUUAUGAGAAACCCAUCAAGAGUCAAGAGCUCUCCUUUAAAAUAACAUGCGAUUGGCAAAAGAACGGACGGUUUCAGGACAAAUCCAGCAGCUCAUUGAGAAUCUCCUGGACUUCACUCGAUGAAGAUCGAUGCUCAGGGAUUGAAUGGGACAGUUUUUCAGUCAGCUGUGAUCAUCAUAAUCAGAUCUGUAAAAAACACAAUGGCACUAGUACAGUCUGCAAUAUUACUGGAUUAUUGCCAUAUAAAACCUAUAAAUGCAGAAUUACUGGAAGAGUCAAUCAAACAGAUUAUCUAAUUUACACCGAUGACAUUAAAACACUUUCUGACAAGCCCAGUUUCAAAUCAAAAGUUGAAGUAACUCACGCUUCUCACAAUUCUCUUGAAAUAAAAUGUGAAAUCAAUGGACCAAAGAUAGUCUGGAAUGGAGAAAAGGGAAAUUCAAAGCUGAAAUCACAUACAAUGGAAACUAUCACUGAAGAUACACAGGACACAUGCUUGUUUAAGUUCUCAGAUCUUUACUACCUUACAACAUAUGGUAUUAAGAUUACAGCCAUAAAUAAGGAAGGACUUUCAGAUCUCAUUACUUCUGAAGCUACUACUAAAUACAAUGACAAGGCCGUCGUUGGAUUCUUGGUGUUUCUAAUCGUUGUGACGACAGCUGCCCUCCUCUUUGUUCUCUUCAAAAUUUACAUUCUCAAAAGAAAGCGGGCUGCUGAGGAUGAAGAGAUUCUUCUCACACCAGAACCGCUGCGCAGAGUUGAGCCCAUCUACGCCGACGGAUUAAUAGAGGCUUACAAGACCAAGAUCGCCGAUGAGAGCCGUCUGUUUAUGGACGAGUUUCAGAGCAUUCCACGCAUUUUCUCCAAUUACACCAUCAAAGAAGCGAAGAAACAGGAAAACCAGUCCAAGAACCGCUACGUAGACAUUCUGCCUUAUGAUUAUAAUCGGGUUACUCUCUCAGCUAGUGGUGAGGAUGACUACAUCAACGCCAGCUUUAUCGAGGGAUAUCAGGAGCCAAAGAAGUACAUUGCAGCCCAAGGACCCAAGGAUGAGACUGUUUGCGAUUUCUGGCAAAUGGUUUGGGAGCAGAAGUCAUCCAUUAUUGUCAUGGUCACCCGUUGUGAGGAAGGAAAUAAGAUCAAAUGCGCUCAAUACUGGCCAUCUUUGGACAGAGAGACUGAGAUUUUUGACGAUUUUGUGGUGAAAAUCCGAUCUGAGCAACACUGCCCUGAUUUUAUCAUUCGCCACCUGAUCCUGGCCAAUAAGCGAGAGAAGGCCUCAGAAAGAGAAGUCACUCAUAUCCAGUUCAUUAGCUGGCCUGACCAUGGUGUGCCUGGAGACCCUAGUCUGCUUCUGAAGCUCAGGAGAAGAGUCAACUCCUUCAAGAACUUCUUCAGCGGCCCGGUUGUGGUGCACUGCAGUGCAGGGGUCGGCCGCACAGGAACAUAUAUCGGCAUUGAUGCAAUGAUUGAAUCUCUCGAGGCAGAGGGCAGAGUGGACAUCUAUGGAUAUGUAGCAAAACUACGUCGCCAGCGUUGCCUCAUGGUUCAAGUAGAGGCCCAGUACGUACUGAUCCACACUGCUCUGAUUGAGCACAACCAGUUUGGAGAGACGGAGAUCUCACUGUCUGAAUUCCACUCAGCUUUCAACACCCUCAAACAAAAAGACGGCACUGGCCCUAGUUUGCUUGAAAUGGAGUUUCAGAAACUGCCCAAAUUUAAAAACUGGAGAACGUUUAACACAGGGAGCAGCGAGGACAACAAGAAGAAAAACCGCUACUCAAGUGUUCUCCCAUAUGACUUUAAUAGAGUCCUGUUUAGACUGGACAUUGAGGGCAACCAGACCAGUGAACCUGAGGAUGAAGAGGAGUAUUCAUCAGACGAGGAAGAAGAAUCUAAUGAAUACAUCAAUGCCUCAUUCAUUGAUGGUUACUGGUGUCACAAGAGUCUGAUCACAGCACAAGGGCCUUUAGCAAACACAACGGAGGAGUUCCUGCUCAUGCUGUACCAGCAACAAACUAAAACACUGGUCAUGCUCACAGACUGCCAAGAGGACGGCAAUGAUUAUUGCUUUCAGUAUUGGGGAGAUGAAAAGAGAACCUUCGGGGACAUGGAAAUUGAGGUAAAAAAGACAGAAAGUUUCCCAACGUAUGUGAGACGGCAUCUGGAAAUACAGUCCACAAAGAAGAAAGACGUCUUGGAGGUGGAUCAGUACCAGUUCCUGAAAUGGAGAGGCCAAGAGCUUCCGGAGAACACUCAGGAGUUGAUAGAGAUGAUAAGAGUCAUCAGAGAAAACGGCAAUUAUGACAACAGCAGAAUGAACCGGAACAUCCCCAUAGUGGUGCACUGCAAUAACGGAUCGUCGCGUAGCGGAAUCUUCUGCGCCUUAUGGAACCUCUUGGACAGCGUUUACACAGAGAAGCUGUUGGACGUCUUCCAAGUGGUCAAAAACUUGCGCAAGGAGAGACAGGGGAUGGUGGAAACAUUCGAGCAGUAUCAGUUCAUCUACGCGGCUCUAGAGGGCGCUUUCCCGGUGCAAAACGGCGCCGUGAAGAGUCCACCGGCAAACGACACAGCGCAGGUCAUAAACGAAACCACGGCGCUCCUCGACGAGCCCAGCAGCACUCCCGCCGCCGCUGACCAGACGGAGGCGAAAGAGAGCAACGCGGAACAGAGCGAAGCCGCAGGGAACAAAGCCGCUGAGAGCAGCGAGAAGACGGACUCCACCGCCGGCGGCGAGCAGGAGGCCGAGGAGAGCAGCGCCGCCGAGGAUCCGCCGGCAGAGGGAGACAAACCCGGCACAGAGGGGGCCACCAACGGCCCCGCCGCCACCCUGGAGGUUUAAGCGUCCUUGGGGGCCAACAUGUUCGAGAUAAUUUGACACCAAGUGUCAAGGAGAGAUUUUUAUGUUUUUUAAAUGCUUUUUUAAAAUUCUUAUUUUACAUACGAGUUUCACUGUACAUUAAAUGUUGUUGUUGUUGUUGUUGUCGUUUCUGCCUCAGGGUUCGGUUUGAAAGUUCUGUAUAAUGAUGCUCUUUGUGUGAAAUCUGUGCAUAUUGAUAAUGUUUAUUGACACGUGUAAAGGAUGUGCUUCAUGAUUUGAUUCUUAGGCUAACAAAUUGCGUUUUGAAUGUAUUGUAAAAUAAGACCACAAAAUAUGUUUCUUGUUUUUAUUGUAUUUUUUGUUUUGUUUUGUUUUUGGAAACUGUAUCAAAGCAUAGCCUAAUUGUCUAAAUGAUAGCAUCUGAUGGAAGUGAGUGCUUUUAUGUUCCAGAGCAACCAAAAGCAAGGGCAAAGAUUACUUUGCACUACAGCGCUGUCAUCAAACUAUCUUUCAUUUCACUGUUUUGUUUUUCCCCCCCUCCAAGUCGCUUCAUUUUAAGCAGAUGUAACUUAACAAAAAGUAAUAAAGGAUGGCUUGAACUAUA
This is a messenger RNA of Puntigrus tetrazona (Sumatra barb), 5254 nucleotides long. RefSeq names its product protein tyrosine phosphatase receptor type C (gene ptprc). NCBI's taxonomy places the organism in Eukaryota, Metazoa, Chordata, Actinopteri, Cypriniformes, Cyprinidae. Gene Ontology annotation, biological process: positive regulation of peptidyl-tyrosine phosphorylation; negative regulation of protein kinase activity; protein dephosphorylation. The record is from RefSeq and is a predicted model, not a curated record. Gene Ontology annotation, molecular function: protein binding; protein tyrosine phosphatase activity.